UAGUGCGCAUGCUCCGCGGGGCCACGGUUCUCCGACCUGCUGUGGUAGUGUCAGCUCCUGUGAAGGAAGUUUCCGCUUUGCACCCCACCCGGAUCACAGUUCGGUUGUAGGGCCCGCUCUCUCCGGCUCCACAUCAGCGCAUCUGGAUCAUGGGGUUACCCAAGGGGCCAGAGGGCCAGGGACUCCCGGAGGUGGAGACGAGAGAAGACGAAGAACAGAAUGUCAAGCUGACUGAAAUCCUGGAGCUCUUGGUCGCAGCUGGCUAUUUCAGAGCAAGAAUUAAAGGCUUGUCUCCUUUCGACAAGGUAGUAGGAGGAAUGACGUGGUGUAUCACCACAUGCAGCUUUGAUGUGGACGUGGAUUUGCUCUUUCAAGAAAACUCUACAAUCGGUCAGAAAAUUGCUCUAUCGGAAAAGAUUGUCUCCGUCCUCCCAAGGAUGAAGUGUCCCCACCAGCUGGAGCCCCACCAGAUCCAGGGCAUGGAUUUUAUCCACAUAUUCCCUGUCGUGCAGUGGCUGGUGAAACGAGCUAUCGAAACAAAGGAAGAGAUGGGAGACUACAUCCGCUCCUACUCCAUCUCUCAGUUCCAGAAGACCUACAGCCUCCCGGAGGAUGAUGACUUCAUAAAGAGAAAAGACAAGGCCGUCAAGACGGUCGUUGGCCUCUCGGAUGCUUACAAGCCCCGGCGAAAGUACCGACGGCAGCGGGGAGCAGAGGAGCUGCCAGACGAAGAGUCCCGAGUCCACUCCACACUUCUGGAAUAUGGCAGGAGAUACGGAUUUAGUCGCCAGAGCAAAACAGAGAAGGCUGAGGACAAGAAAACAGCACUUGCUGCAGGGCUGUCAGCUGCAGAGAAAGUGGAUGCUCACGAGGAAGAUGAGCUUCAGGCAGCCGAAGAGCAGCGUAUUCAGUCACUGAUGACCAAGAUGACCGCCAUGGCAAACGAGGAGAGCCGUCUCACCGCAAGCUCCGUGGGCCAGAUCGUGGGUCUCUGCUCUGAGGAGAUCAAGCAGAUUGUGUCUGAGUACGCAGGGAAGCAGUCUGAGCUGUCCGCUGAAGAAAGUCCAGAGAAGUUAGGAACCUCCCAGCUGCAUCAGCGGAAAGUCAUUUCCUUGAAUAAGCAGAUUCUGCAGAAGAGCAAACAUCUGGAAGAGCUGCAAGCGAAUCAUACCAGCCUCAAAGCCAAGUACAGCGACAGGAAGAAGACACUGACAGAGUUGAAGGAUCAUGGUGAGAAACUAGACAAAGAGCAGGCAGCCCUGGAGAAAUUAGAAGCCAAAGCCGACCCAAGCAUGCUGCAGAACCUGAGAGCACUUGUAGCCAUGAAUGAAAGUCUGAAAAGCCAGGAGCAGGAGUUUAAGGCACACUGCCGGGAGGAGAUGGCUCGGCUACAACAGGAAAUUGAGACCCUGAAAGCUGAGAGAGCACCAGGUGAGAAGAUCAUCUCUGGUGGAGAGCCGCAGGGUGCCCUGACCUCCACCAUGACUCACAAUGAGGACCUGGACAGACGGUACAACAUGGAAAAAGAGAAGCUGUACAAGAUCCGGUUACUACAGGCACGAAGAAAUCGAGAAAUAGCAAUUUUGCAUCGCAAGAUUGACGAAGUGCCCAGUCGAGCAGAGCUGAUACAGUAUCAGAAGCGAUUUAUUGAACUCUACCGUCAGAUUUCCGCAGUGCACAAGGAAACCAAGCAGUUCUUCACUUUGUACAAUACCCUGGAUGACAAAAAGGUUUACCUGGAGAAGGAGAUUAGCCUGCUGAACUCUAUUCACGAGAACUUCUCACAAGCCAUGGCCUCCCCUGCUGCCCGGGACCAGUUUUUAAGGCAGAUGGAACAGAUCGUCGAAGGCAUUAAACAAAGCAGGAUGAAGAUGGAAAAGAAGAAGCAGGAGAACAAGAUGAGGAGGGACCAGUUGAACGAUCAGUACUUGGAGCUCCUGGAAAAGCAGAGGCUCUACUUCAAGACUGUGAAAGAGUUCAAAGAGGAGGGCCGAAAGAAUGAGCUAUUACUAUCUAAGAUCAAAGCCAAGGCCUCCUGAAAACUCCAUCUCCGUUUCUGGAUGUCCCUGAUAUUUUUUUAAUGACGUGUAUAGACUACAGGAUCUUGACAUGGUUCUGCCGGUGAUGGCAGAGAGACCCAGGAAAAUUCAUUUCAGUUCUCUAGACGGAUGUUGUCUUUCUCCUACUUGUUUCAUUUCGUCUCUCCUGGCUGCGGCUGAUGGACUCAGAGCCCUACAAAGAACCGUGGGCAGUGUGGAUGACACUCAGAGCCCCAUAGGCAGUGCCCACUCACUCUGACCACUCAACUUCCAUUUCUUCAGUGACACUGCAUUUAUGAAGGUACCGGAUGUGUGCGGGCCCUGAGAAUAAAGAGCAUUAUGUUCAGCAAGUAUUGAGCAACUGCUAAGAAAUAAGCCCUGAGGUAAAUGUAGCCGAACACGGUCCCUGCCCUUAUGGUAUCUGGCAGAGGCCCAGAGAACAACCCUCUUGGUCCCCUCCCCCAAAGCUUGUCCCCUGAAAUGUUUCAAAUGGCUGCUGGAUGAGCAGCCAGCCCGUUCACCUACCAUUGUGCCUUUUGUUCUGGCUUGUCACAGUACGUAAGGACUCUAGGCUGGGUUGGGGUGCAGAGCAAUUAGCCCAGAGGUGUAAAGACAGAAGCAGGCGAGGUUCAGGUUGACUAGAGUCCACCCAUUUGUGUUGUGAAGACUGAUACCAGGUGCCCAUGAUGGCCUUUGGAAACAGGAACCCCUGGUCUGGAGCCGUGCUUCUCAGGCAUCUGCUCUGGUGUGGCUGUAGGUGUGUCCUGUCCUCUGGCUACAUGUGGUCAAGCCUAGCUGUGAGGGUGCUGGAAGCAUAUCCCAUGUUCUUGCACUGUCAGGGUUUCAGUAAAGAUAGGAUGUAUAGACUGUUGAGUACUAUCCGGUCAGACAAGGGGAAAGACUUCGGGUGCUGUGCAUGGAGGAAAAGAUGGUAGUAACAGGGGCAGGAAGACUCCACGGAGUGAACAGCACUUGGGCCAGAGCCAAAAGGAGUAGGAUGUUAGCUGAGAUGGGAAGGAGGGCCUCUAAUAACCCCUAAAUGGUUGGCUUUAGCCUCUGGACAUGAGCAGACCAAAGCAAUCACAGAGCACUCCCAGACCCCCAGGUAUCGGAAACCUAGCAACUGGGUCAUGCUAGGUAAACCCCAGUGUGAGAUUUGUGCUCCCUUCUGUAUAAACUUAGCAUACACAUGAACAGCAGGUUGGGACCAUUAAGCAGAAGCAGGUGGGGGCAUUGGGCAGUCACAGAAGAAGUGCUUCUCAACUUUAGUUUCCUAAUGUAUGAUUGAGAGGCAUGAGGCAUGCAUACUGAUAGGAAAGAAGGGGUGCUGGGCUCAGUGGGUAGGGUGCUUGUCUAGGUUCCAUCCCUAGCAUCACAUAAAUAGACAUGGUAGCACACACUUGUGAUAGAGGCAGGAGGAUCAGGACUUUGAGUGUAUCCUAGGCUAGAAUUUCUUUUGGUGUGGUUGUAGGCAUGAUCAACUACAGGCUGCCUGUAGCCAAGGAUAGCUGUGAAGGUGGCCCAACAUGAAAUUGUAAAGUAAUUUAGAACACAGAUUAUUUUCCAUCUCUUCUCUUAAAACUCCAUUACACUAUGUACUCCAUAAACUUUGUAGGUGGCGGGGUCAUGUUGUAAAAGCAUAACGGUGAUCACUCCUGAUAGAGAGAGAUUGGGUUGGUAACUCUUGGUAGAGAGAGGUUGGUGGCUACUUUGUCCCAUUCCUUAAUCCGCAAGGCUUAAUAGAGAUGAUGAGAGGUUCCUGUUCUUCUGUACCAGGUACAACCGCCCUCCUGAGGAGCAGGCAAGAGAUCUAAACAGAAUAAGGUGGUUGACCUAUGCCUCUCUGAGUCCAGUGCUCUCGUCUUGCCUGGCAGAUUUGUAUUACAGGCUGCAAGUCCAUAGCUGGGUAAGGCUGUUGCUGACACUGUUACCCCAGCGUCUGUGCAGCAACAUCUGACACAGGGAAAGCUAAGCCAUCAGAGGAGAGGCUUCGAGCUCAGAUCUACCUUGAUUUCUCUCUCCUACAUUCAAAGUACGUGUUACCUAAAGCAGUAAUGUCUUACUAUCUGGUUCUGGUAAGCAACAAUGAGCAGCGGCCGACCUGUAUUGUUUAGAGCUUUGUGGGUAGACUGUGUUAUUCUUUCAAUUAAACCUGAGGACCCUACAUUUGUAUCAGACAUCCUAAAUCAGAUAGACAACACUUUCGUGAGUAAUUCCAGCAUGAAGUGGGCUGCUCAGUCUGACUUAUUGUUGGCUGAGGAGAUUCCCUGAGAUCCCUGGUCAGUUCAGAAUCCACCUGGAGGCUGGUGGAAGGGGAGGGCCUCUCAGGGUAGUGUCUUCUGUACCCAGACAUAGCUGUACCCAGACAUAGUAUAGCAUUGUAUUUGGAGCCUACUGGCUUUUACCAGAAUUGUAAGAUGGUGGGGAAACAUCUGUAGGUGAGUCUUUUUUUUUUUUGGUGUGUUUGUUUGUUUGUUUGUUUGUUUGUUUGUUUCAGUGUGUACUUUAAGAGAAGCCAGAUUCAGAGCAGAGAGCUUGUUCACGGGGCUGGCUCCCAGUGCCAUGCAUUCUUAGGACCAGCCUCUAGGUCAGGAGCUACCUCCCCUCCCAUAUGCUUUUCAUGAAGUUCCUGAGGAUGCUCUGGUUGAGACCAAGCUCAGAGCAGCUGUGAGCAGGCUGAGACUGAGGUGAUGGUGGAAGGCCUGGGAGGAUGUAGGGACGUUCUCUACUUCUCCGUGUUCAGUGGUUAGUCGGCCAGCACCACAGGGGCAGUGGCGAGUACCAUAGAAUAUCUGUCAACCUGCAUCCAGAGGUACUGUAAUGAAGCAGAGUCCACGCUGGGCAUAAGCUCCUGUUAGUCUGAUCUUCUGGAUCAGGGUCUGGUUUGUAGCACUUGAUUCAAGAACAGUGGAGACGCAGGCUUGUGGUGGAACCAAGCCAGCAUUGGUCUCCAGGAAAGGCUUUCCUUCUCCAGACUGUUUCUGGGGGACCCCUGAGGACCUUGAACAAAGCACGGGGCAGGCCUUCCAACAGCUCUCUUACUACCUCCCAAGGUGCCAGUCCUAUCCUUGGCACUUUGGCAGACUCCUGUCUUUUCUAUCUUGAAUAUUGUAGUCACUACCUGAAGGGGUAUCUGAGAGACACCCAGCCUGACCUGCAACCCCUAUAGUGCAUCCCUUCUCCAUGGUUCUGUCUUGCCUGCUCCCAAGGUGAUGGAUGGCUAGUUUAAAGGAGCUGGGCAUCCUAGCAAUAACUUCCUACAGGAACUUUGGCUUGUGAAGGUUCAGGCAGUUGAACUGAAUUAUGCUCUGAGAAUUACCAUAAGGAAGUGUUUUAUGAUGUGUUCAUUGCCAGGGUUGGCCACUAAGACAAAGACCUUAAUACAGAGCAGUAUAAUGAAGAGCCCAGUAACAUGGGUGGUAUUGUCUGUUGCAGCUGAGCGUGGCUAGAGGAAGAGUCAAUGCCUUCUGAGAUGCAUCUUAGAGUUUUCCAUGCUCUUCCUUCUAGCAGCAGGUGGCACUGGGCCAAAAUAGUAUGUAAAACAUAAUGGAGGGCCAGGGAGAUGUCCCAGUCGGUAAAGCACGAGAACCUGAGUUAGGAUCCCCAGCAUCAAGGCCACACAUAGCAGUGUGCUCUUGUAUUCCCAGCCCGUGAGAGGAAGACCAAAAGGACCCCUGGGGCUCACUGACCAGCCAGGCCAGCUGAGUUAGUAAGCUUCAAUUCAGUGAGAAAACCUGUCUCAUAAAAUUAGGUGGAGAGCAAUGUAGGUGGCAUCUGAGUUGACCUCUGACCUUCAUAUGCACAGGCACAUACAUAUACAUGCACACACAUCCCCAUACACAUAAAGGAACAUUCAUAUACAAAAAAUAUGCAUGUUUUUCUUCUCAGAAUAACUAUGUAUAAGAUCAUGAGCAGGGCUCUAGUGCCUCAUUGGCAGUGUGUUUGACACCAUGGGGAGUCGCAGCUUCUGUAUCAUCAUCGGCCUGUAUCAAUUUCCCAGAUGGCCACGCUCACCCUUCAUUGAUACUCUCUUCAUGUGUCUGUCCUCUCCACGAUUUUGGAUGAUGUCAUCACAAUGAUCUCCUGGUCAUAUCACAGUCCACUCGUCACAUUCCUGUUGUCUGUCUUAAUGACACAUGUCACUGCUUAAGUUUCCUGAUCCAUCACAAGGUCUACAUCUCUUUUCUUUGGAAUGUGUAAGGGCAGCGGAUGCAGGGACCCUACCCACCUCACUGUGGCUCAUCAGACAGUCAGAACAUUCCAGUUGGUUAAGUUGGCUCCCCAAACUGUUAUCUUUGCAUCCUAUAGUAGCAAAAUAUAGAUCUAACCUAACCUAUGCUCAGGUUUAAACAGGCUGCCAGUUCUAGUCAGCAGCACUAGAGAAGCCCUCUUAAGUCCAUUAGUCACUAACCUUGAAGGAUGGAAUGGAAAAGGAGUUUCCCAGAAGUUUCCAGACUUUAACUACAAGGUCACCUUUUGGAGAUGUGUAGUAUUGCGGCAGGGAAGGCACAUUAAUGUCGAAUAGGGUCAUUAGUGUGUUCUUCCUUCAGAUGUGGUGGACGGAUCUUAGCUGCGUGAUUGAAGAAAAUGGGUGUUGCUGUAGAACAGCAUGCCAUGCAGUGAAUGGCAGAGCUCUAAGCUUACAGCCGCCUUGGAGGACAAUUGAAUAGCAUCACGAAUCCAAUGUACCGCCUUUUCAACCAGCAGUGCCACAUAUAGGAACUUUUCUUAUGUACAGAAACUUUUAUUAAAGUAACGUUUGUAAUAACAAAAGGUUAGAAACUACCAUUAAUUCAGAACAGAGGUGAAAAAAUAUCAUGGCCCAUAUCUACAAUGGGGCAUUUUGCAGACACUUAAAAGAAUAGACCUGCUCUGUGUAUUGCCAAGGAACGUUCAAGGGAUCUUGGAGCCACAUGGUUAAGUGGGGGAAGAAAACAUGCAUGAACAUGCAUGAAGUGCUAGUGUUUGGAAUAGAGAUAAAUACAUGUAAAUGUGUGGAUGCAUAUGUGUGUGCGCGCAUAUACUCACACAUAUGCUUGUGAUACGUCUGCUUGCCUGUUCCCAGACUGUCUCUGAGAAGUGACACAGCAGCCUGGCAGCCUCAGUUGCCGCCUAGAAGAAGGUGGAAAUGACUUUUCACCGUUUGCCUUUUGUACUCUGGAAUUUUGUACCGUGUACAUGCAUUAUCUACUCAAAUAAAUAGUUUUUGAAGUUUAA
Messenger RNA from Mus musculus (house mouse), 7256 nucleotides. RefSeq names its product coiled-coil domain containing 93 (gene Ccdc93). Lineage: Eukaryota; Metazoa; Chordata; Mammalia; Rodentia; Muridae. The record is from RefSeq and is marked validated. Gene Ontology annotation, cellular component: early endosome; plasma membrane; protein-containing complex. The coding region runs from base 150 to 2039 and encodes 629 amino acids. Gene Ontology annotation, biological process: endocytic recycling; Golgi to plasma membrane transport. The transcript is spliced from 24 exons.